Molecule: messenger RNA, 1493 nt
Organism: Phycodurus eques (leafy seadragon)
Lineage: Eukaryota; Metazoa; Chordata; Actinopteri; Syngnathiformes; Syngnathidae
Gene: ehf
Product: ets homologous factor
Exons: 10
Coding region: 251-1084 (277 amino acids)
Biological process (GO): regulation of transcription by RNA polymerase II; cell differentiation
Cellular component (GO): nucleus
Molecular function (GO): DNA-binding transcription factor activity, RNA polymerase II-specific; sequence-specific DNA binding
Source: RefSeq, a predicted model, not a curated record
GGCAUAUGAUUUUCUGCUUGAGUGAGAGAUACCAAAGAAAGUGGGAGCAGAGCCAACAGAAUAUAAAAGUAAUAAGUUGUGGCAGUAAACCUUUGUGCUAAGAGUAUUUGGACUCUGCGACAACUUUAAUGAUCAUCAUUCAAAAAAAGGUGGGAGUGAGACCUUGCUGGCCAGGUUGGACCAAUCUACUGCACUGCGUUCACUUUCUCUACUGGUGAAUCCUGGCUAGGUGAAUCUGGGUUGCAGCGAUAUGAGCAUCACUUCUAAAACCACUCUGGACAGUCAGCUAAUCACUAACCAUUGGGCUUCUACCAACUAUUAUCAUCAUGAUGUUCCAGUGGUGAUGUCUGGGUACACCAGUAGUCACCUGUGGCCUCAUAAUUCACAGCCGCAGUCCUGGAGUAAAUAUCAAGUGUGGGAGUGGCUGCAGCAGGUCAUGGACGUAAACCAGAUUGAUGCCUCCAACAUCCCCUUCCAAAAUUUUGAUAUGGAUGGCCACCAGCUCUGCAACCUCACCUACCAGGACUUUGUCCAUGCUGCAGGAAGCCUGGGACCCAUGCUCUUCCACAGCAUAACACAGCUCAAGUGGACAGAAUACCAUGUGGAAAUUGGUCAAGUGGAACUAAGACCAGAAUUAGACAUUUUCUGUCCAUUUUCAGAAGUCAAUUAUCCACAAACAGAUGUCUAUGACUCAUCGAUUCACCCUCAUGUUCCAGCUGUCUCGCCUACCCCUUCCAGCCCUGAAAUCAAAAUGUCCUACAGUCGUCAGCAUCAGCUCAAAAAACACAAUCCAAGGUCAACCCAUUUGUGGGAAUUCAUCAGAGACAUUCUACUGCAUCCUGAAAGCAACCCAGGCCUGAUCAAGUGGGAGGAUCGGACAGAAGGGGUAUUUCGCUUUCUUAAAUCAGAGGAUGUGGCACAGUUGUGGGGCAAGAAGAAAAACAACAGCAGCAUGACCUAUGAAAAGCUGAGUCGGGCAAUGAGAUAUUACUACAAAAGGGAAAUCCUAGAACGAGUAGACGGGCGCAGACUCGUGUACAAAUUUGGUAGGAAUGCCAGAGGAUGGAAGGAGUCUGAGAAAUAAAUUAUUCAUAAUAUUUUUAUAGGCUUGAAGGCUGUAUGAUUUUGAUUAAUAAAAUGGAUCUUGUUGAGAUCUAUCUGAAACUCUAUGACGUCGAACUUUUGCCGAAACAGCAGUGGAAGUUGUUUACGUGAGUAAAUCAAAAGACGUUGCAUAUAACAAACUGUGUUGCAUGAUGAUAGAGCCGAUUGUCCCAAAUGAAGACAUGUUGAUACAAGUCAGAUGGCUAAUACUGCAAAUGAGGUCACUUACUGUAUAAGUAUGGGAAGAAUGAGAAUCAGUUUAAAAAUGGAAAAAAAAAAAAAAAAAACCACAAAAGACAAAAGACAAUGUUGCUAAAUAUAAACAUCCUGUAAUUUAACUUCUUAUCUUAUUUUGCAUGCUGCAUUUCUUGCAAUGUUUUUAGUGUAUG